This is a messenger RNA of Hyposmocoma kahamanoa, 1531 nucleotides long. RefSeq names its product N-acetylglucosamine-6-phosphate deacetylase. Gene Ontology annotation, molecular function: N-acetylglucosamine-6-phosphate deacetylase activity. Lineage: Eukaryota; Metazoa; Arthropoda; Insecta; Lepidoptera; Cosmopterigidae. The transcript is spliced from 6 exons. Gene Ontology annotation, biological process: N-acetylglucosamine catabolic process. Bases 124 to 1167 code for a protein of 347 amino acids. The record is from RefSeq and is a predicted model, not a curated record.
CACUGCACUAAAUCUUUUGUCAUUUGUUUUAUUUAACAUCAUUGACAAUCAUUGACAUCAUUCACGUUUGAACUUCGAUUGUGUCUUGUUCUUUUUUACUUUAAAUUCUCUAGUUAACUCAAAAUGAAGCCUAAAUCGGGUCUUACGCGUUUCCAUAACUGUUAUAUUCUUCGUGAUAGUAAAAUAAUGAAGGAAGACUUGUGGAUAAGGGAUGGUAAAAUUGAAAAUCCUGAAUUUAUAUUUUAUGUGGAACAACUGGAGGCCGAUGUAACUGUAAACUGCGACGAUUUAGUCAUCGCACCGGGUUUCAUUGACAUACAAAUUAAUGGUGGCCUAGGCAUAGACUUCUCAUACAACCAUGAAAACGUAGAGCAGGGCAUUGAAAAAGUAGCCAAAGAGCUGCUGAAGCAUGGUGUUACUGCCUUUUGUCCUACUAUGGUAACUUCAGACAAGGAAACCUAUCGGCAGAUCUUACCUAGAAUAAAAAAGCGCCAAGGUGGUGAACAUGGAGCUACUGUCCUUGGGGUGCAUUUAGAAGGGCCUUUCAUCAGUCUGGCCAAGAAAGGAGCUCAUUCUGAUGAAUUUAUUAAAAGCCCUGAAAGGGGCUUGGAUUCAAUCCUCGAAACAUAUGGAUCUCUAAACAAUGCUGUAAUAGUAACUUUAGCUCCUGAACUACCAGGAGCAACAGAAGCCAUUAAAGGCUUAACAAGCCAAGGUAUAAGAGUGGCUUUAGGACAUUCUAGUGCGAGUCAAUCACAGGGUGAAGAAGCAGUGAGAAGUGGAGCGAAUUUAAUUACACAUUUGUUCAAUGCUAUGUUGCCAUUUCACCAUAGAGAUCCUGGCCUUGUUGGUUUGCUGGCUUCUACAACAGACAAACAAGUGUUUUACGGAAUAAUUUCCGAUGGAAUCCAUACUCAUCCAUCUGCAUUAAGAAUAGCAUGCAGGACUAAUCCUGACGGCUUGAUUCUCGUGAGCGACGCUAUAGAGGCCCAAGGCCUAGCAGACGGCAACUACAAUAUUGGAACAAAGUCCGUGACUGUCGAAGGCGGGCGUGCCUACGUAACUGGAACGAAAACGCUUUGCGGCAGUACCGCUGCUUUAGAUGAGUGUGUUACUAUUUUUAAAGAAGCCACAGCAUAUAGGACAGGAGGCGCUAUUAGCGUUUAGUGCACUCUACAUUCUCGUCGAGACAUCCCGGUCUCGGCUCUCGCUGAGACAGGACGAGACCGGGACUGGCUCUCCACAUUCUCGCCCGCACAGUUGUCCGUUCGGUAGUCAUACAAGAUGGAUGUGUUAGAUACGUCUGUAGCUGCAGCAUUAUGUGCUGUAGCAUAUUACAAUUUUUUGUUAAUUCGAGAAAAAUACUUAUUAAGAGACGUUGGAAUAGGCGCGGAUGGUGGAUAACAUCAAUACAUCGCAACAGAACACUACGGUUACUGCCGUGACAGGAAUGUGCAAGCAAACAGCUGCACUCAAAUGCAAAAUUGAAUUAUGUCACUAUGGUCUCGCACAAACAACAUUCUACAACACU